Trypanosoma rangeli is the source of this 834-nucleotide messenger RNA. Its product is annotated as deoxyuridine triphosphatase. NCBI's taxonomy places the organism in Eukaryota, Euglenozoa, Kinetoplastea, Trypanosomatida, Trypanosomatidae. The transcript has a single exon. The coding region runs from base 1 to 834 and encodes 277 amino acids. The record is from RefSeq and is a predicted model, not a curated record.
AUGCAAAGUGGUUACCGUGUGCCCCCCAGGGUCCUCAACUCCCUUUUCCAUCUGCAGGACAGCCUGAACGCAGCAGUGCAUCCCAAUUGGCGUGAAACCCGCCGCCCAGAUGACUGGGCUCUUGCCAUUACUAUGGAAAGCUCCGAGUUGAUUGACUCCUACCCGUGGAAGUGGUGGAAGAGCUUGAAGGCCCCGGCGGAUAUGCAGAACGUGAAGAUUGAAAUUGCUGACAUUCUCCAUUUUUCGCUCUCCGGCGAGAUGCAAAAACGGACGGGUGACCCAAAGCUAUGCAAGAAUAUCCCCCUGCAAACGAUGAAGGAGCAGGGCUUUUUCUGCCGUCCACCCACAGACGCUGGGACAACGGCGGCGUCCGGCCAAAGGACAGGUAAUGCCGAUAAAAAUGAGCUCUUUGACCUUAUUUUUUUUCCUCUCACCAACGUUGACAACGCCGUGGCGACGUUUCGAAACAUCAUUCUACUGGCCAGCAUCUAUCGCUUUGACCUCAUCACAGAUGCCCUCAUAUUGGUGGCACGGGACCUGGACUUCAGUCUAGUCGGGUAUUAUGUGGCGAAGUACACCCUGAACCACAUCCGCCAGAUGAAGGGCUACAAGGAGGGCGUGUACGUGAAGGUCCGGGAUGGGGUUGAGGAUAAUGUGCUUUUGCAUGAUUGCGUCCAAGCCAUUCCAAUGGACGAACUUCUCAACGAGGAGACAUACUUGGAGACGUGGAUUAAGAUUGCCAGCUCUGUCUUUGAUGCUUUUGAGAUGCCCGAAGGGGAAAGACAACAGGCAUACAACGGGUUGAAGUCAGCAGCACUGGAAAGGAAGCAGUAG